AUGAAAAGUUCAUCCGCGAAAAUACUUAGGCAGUGCCACGUUGAUUGGAUGAUCUCAUGUAACAACCCAACCCCUUUAGAAUUUUUUCGUUUUAUCCAACCAACACAUAAGUCCCGUGCAUUUGAAAAGUACAGGAAGACUCUUGAGCAGGCUACCAACUUUUGCGAGGACUCAAACAAACAGUUGAAACUAAGAAAUCUCAGAGAAACUGUUAAUUAUAAUUCAGAUUGGGAAUUGUGGCUUGUAGAAAAAAAAUCGAGGUCAAUUCGUGAUGAAAUUCAUGAAACAAAUGUGGGAGUACACCAAGAAUUAAACACCCUUGUCAGGGAUGGAGGAAGACAAAAGCAGAAUUAUGAAAAUGCCGAUGAUGAGGAAGGGGAAGGUAGUAACAAUAAUGAUAGCGUCAAUAACGAGGAAGGCAGUAACAACAAUAACGAUAGCACCAAUAACGAGAGAGGUAGUAACAAUAAUGAUGGCACCAAUAAUGAGGAAGGUAUUAAAAGCGACGAAGGUGCCGACAGCGGUAAUAUAAAUGAGGAAGAAUAUUUAGAUGAAAACAAGAUAAUCGUUUAUGAUAUUCUUGAUUGCGAUAUAUCAGCAUCUCAGGCUGAACUAGAUAUUCUAAAAAUAUAUCGCUCAAAAUUCAAUAAUUAUCCUGCCAUAGACCUCCGGCUACAUUCAGAACUAUCCCUUUCCUUAGAUCAAGAAUUGCAAGAUAAAAUUCUACAUGAAGUUUUCGACGAAAUAGACAAGGAUUAUAUAACAGAUGAAAUACAUAAUUUUCUCACUGACUUUUUUAAUGCUGAUCACGGUAAACAAGGAUGGCACGAAUCAGUUCGGAGAAUAAUCAUUAAUGAAAAAGACUCGGAAUUACUGCAAGAUACAAAAGAACUGCUUAAGGGAACAUUGGGACGAUU
Messenger RNA from Paraglomus occultum, 917 nucleotides. The record is from the annotation of a GenBank genome assembly. Lineage: Eukaryota; Fungi; Glomeromycota; Glomeromycetes; Paraglomerales; Paraglomeraceae.